UUAUUUCAGACUCAGAAAGUUGUGAGUCUCAGCAGUUUUUCAUGAUUCCUUUAUGUUUCAUUCAGUAACUCAGGAUACCUUUGCUUUCAAGAUGCAUCAAGGUUUCCUGCUUUGACUUUGCUUCUGAGCCAAUGAAUAUCCUGGCAUGAAAAAAACAGGAGUAAUGAGAUAAUGAUCUACAAACUGGAAAGAUAGAACAGACAUGAUUAAGAAGAACUUGAAGCUCAAGAUAGGUGAGGAUAUAGUAAGUGAGCACCUAGCUGAUUUAAAUGAUUCUCCAAGCUCAGGCGAAUUACAUCCAGGAAACGGAAAGAUCUUGCAGAUGUGAUUGUGGAACCAUGAUCAGAAAUCUUUGAGGACUCAUGGACACUGGAAGAAGUGCCAAAAGACUGGAGGUAACAUUUCACUUGUUGCAUUUCCAGUUUCCAGCACCAAUUCAACAUCAAAAAUUUUACCAAAAACUUUAGGACCAAUAAAUGUGAAUGUUGGACCCCAAAUGAUUAUAAGCACACCACAAAGACUAGCCAGUUCUGGAAGUGUUCUGAUUGGGAAUCCUUAUAGCCCUGCACCAGCAAUGGUCACUCAGACACAUGUGACAGAACCCACUGGCUGGGUUCCAGGGGAUCGAAAACGUGCUAGAGAGUUUAUAGACACUGGUUUUUCAGAAAGCAAAAGAAGCAAAAAAGGAGAUAAAAAUGGAAAAGGCUUGAGACAUUUUUCAAUGAAAGUAUGUGAAAAAGUUCAACGCAAAGGAACAACUUCCUAUAAUGAAGUGGCUGAUGAGCUGGUAUCAGAGUUCACCAAUUCAAAUAAUCAUUUGGCAACAGAUUCACAGGCUUAUGAUCAGAAGAAUAUUAGGCGAAGAGUUUAUGAUGCCCUCAAUGUGCUAAUGGCAAUGAACAUAAUUUCAAAGGAAAAAAAAGAAAUAAAAUGGAUUGGGCUUCCUACAAAUUCAGCCCAGGAAUGUCAGAAUUUAGAGAUAGAGAAGCAACGGAGAAUAGAGCGGAUAAAGCAGAAGAGGGCUCAGCUACAGGAGCUUCUAUUGCAGCAAAUAGCUUUUAAAAAUCUAGUACAAAGGAAUCGACAGAAUGAACAGCAGAACCAGGGCCCGCCAGCUCUGAACUCUACAAUACAGCUACCUUUUAUAAUUGUCAAUACAAGCAAAAGAACUGUCAUAGACUGCAGCAUCUCAAGUGACAAGUUCGAGUAUCUUUUUAAUUUUGACAAUACUUUUGAGAUCCAUGAUGAUAUAGAAGUAUUGAAACGGAUGGGAAUGUCUUUUGGCCUGGAAACAGGCAAAUGUUCACUCGAGGACUUGAGAGUUGCUAAAUCAUUGGUGCCAAAGGCUUUAGAAGGAUAUAUCACCGAUAUGUCUACAGGACCUUCAUGGUUGAAUCAGGGGCUUCUUUUGAAUUCAACCCAAUCAGUUCCAAAUUUAGAUCUGACCAGUGGUUCCAAUUUAUCACAAUCAAGUGUAAACCAAGGGUUUUGUUUGGAUGCUGAAGUGGCCUUAGCAACUGGGCACUUCCUUGCCCCAAGCAGUCAGCAAUCCAGCAGCGCGACAUCCCACUAUUCUGAGUCCCGAGGCGAGACCCCCUGUUCUUUCAAUGAUGAGGAUGAAGAUGAAGAUGAUGAGGAUCCCUCAUCCCCAGAAUAAAGACAGUAGAAAAGCUAAAUUUUACAAAAUGCUGCUCGUGUGUGUUUUUAGUGUGAGCUCUUAUUCUUGAUGUGAUUGCUUCAGCUCUUGCCUUUGUUUGCACUGUGUAUUCAGUGACAGAAACACAACUAAAGACAUCAAAAUUCAGAUGAAGUUUAACAUAGUACGAAUGAAGACUCGGGCCAUACAAAGCACUAGGACAUAGCGCAAACAAAGUAUCUUUGCCUCUAUGAAUGAGGUAAAGAAAUCCCUGAAGACCUUGCAAAGUGAAUGAAAUUCAGCUACCUUCUGAAAUGUGGGACCAUUGUCUUCUCCCACCCCCAUAUCAUCCUUCUCAGCACUGAGAGUGCAACAAGGAAGAUUCCUUAGCCAAAAUACUUCUCAUGCUUAUAUUGUUUGGCUGUGCUAUUGUUAAAUGGUGAGAUGAAUAUUUACAGUUAUGCUUUUUGUACUGUAUGGAUGAGGUACCUAGAAUGUUUGUUCAACUGACUCUAGAAAUUGAAGUCUUAAAAUAGUAUUGAGUGAUGACUUCUUGAAGUAGGAAAGCCUGUUUAAUGAUAUGUGUCACUUACCAGCCACUUUAGAUAUUUGUCAAAGAGGUAGGAAGAACAGCUCAAUAAUUUUACUUCAAUGAUAUUUCAGAUAUAAUUUAUCACAUUCAAAAACUGGAAUCAGGAUAGUUAGCCAAUGCAAGCAAAAGAAUUUAUUAGGGCUAUUUAUGGAAGACAAAAGAAGUCUAAUAGCAUUUCCAUGUAUAUAUUUGCUAGCACUGCCUUUUGCCAGUGCCUACAACGUUGGAAUUUUACAGGGAAGGAAACUGUAGAAAUAGCUUUAAUCAAACUAUUAGCCAAUGCAAUUCAGGCAGGUUGUUUUUUUUUUUUUUUUUUUUAUUAUUAUUUAAAUAGAAUAGAAUAACAGCUCAAGUUUUGAAAUGCUUGCUUAUAUUUCAUUUGACAGUAUUGUCCUGUCAAAAAUUUGUGAAACUGAAAGCAAUUGACUUCAGUUUUGUCAUAAAAGAAAAUAUCUGAAAAAUGCUAAUCAGUAAGCCCACCUGCACUUUUAUUACAUUACAUUUCAUUAUUCCUAUUGACCUCUUAAUUACAUUAGACCUUUUAAUGAGUACGUUGCAUCUCUCAUGAACUGGCCCAUAUUUUGGUUUCAUAGAAACUUCAUAGAAUAUUAAGUGCUUCCAAAUUAUUGGAUUUAGAAUGGGUAGAGUGUUUCAUAGCCAAAGAUGCUGUUAGGAAUACUACACUAUUGAAUUCUGUUGUUGUUUAAAAGGAAGAGUUCAAGGGGGAGAGAAUCUUUAAGUCACAAAUGUAAAAAAUUUCUCAUUGUGGUAUUAAAGCUAAGAGUAAGGAAAAGGGAGAAGGCCAAAAAUCAAAGCAAAAUUCCACCCAUGUGCCUAGGAAUCUCUUAGCUCUGCCCUCUUUCUACUCUCAUUCAAAUCAAAUCUGAACUCCAGGAAAACAGUCAAUGUAAACCAUUUGAAAGUCUCUAUAUGUCUUAAAACAUCAGAAAAACAAUAGAUUUACUAGUAUCUUAGCAGUUUGGAGAACUCAUAUGAAACUAUGCACAAGAUUCUUAACCUGACAUUUAAUAGACACAAUGUGAUACCAUUUUAAGGUGGAGAAAUAACCAAAGCUUCUGCAUUGUGGUAUAACAUGUGGCUAUCCAAAAUAUUAAAAAUAAAAGUAAACCCUAUACUAUUCAAAACAAGAAAUAUAAAAUACAAAUAUGAAAAUUAAUUUGAGGGCUGUAAAUACCCUCAAUUUGAAGAGGACGGACAAUAAAAGGAGAAAUUACUUUUAAAUGUUAAUUUUGUGGGAGGCAAAGGAAUGAGCGAUUUGAAUAUUGUCUUUUACUGGGGACUUAAUACACAUGGCUUACUCUGGUAUCUGUCCUCCUAGAAAAGUUACUGAUCUCAUAGUUAUAAAUUGGAUACUUCAUAGGAUAUUUUUUAAGUUAUAAGAGGGUGGGGGGAGGGGUCAAUGUUUUGUAGUGCAGUGAACACCUAGAAUGGCCUCAGAUCUUUAGUAAGGCUCAGAAACUCUGCAAACAAGGACUAAGAUCCUUGAUCCACUUGAGGGAAUGUUCUGUCAAAAUUAUGUAAUUACUAUAAGUUUAGGUAGUUUAGGGAUCAGGAAGAUAACAUGAUGAUGUCUUAGUCCUAGUUUCUUGAAUAGAGAAAUCAUCUUGGCAUGGAUUUGGGAAGAGACGUUCCAGGCAGGCUAACAGAAAAUGGCCAUAAAGCUAGCAGACUUCAAAAAGCUCCCCUCCCUUCCCCCCAAAAAAAUAUGGGACAAGUCUGCCCUGCAUAUUUCUGUGACUAAGAAAUUUGGAGUGAGGGUGAUGGGGUGAGUGAAACCCAGGGACAGAAAACUGCCUUUUGACUGUGAGGUGGAAUAAACUCACUUCAAACAGCUUCCAAAUAUUUAGACUGCAUGAACACGACCCCUCCCAUCCCUACCCCCCGAAUCCCACCCCUCUGAACUCUCCAAGAAAAGCCUGAGGGAAAAGUAUGGUACUUCCAGAACCUACAAAUGAUUUUUCACAGUUGUGUAAUUUUCAGAUUUCAUUCUUGUUCUCCCUUUCUCCACUGGACCUGUUGCCUCCUCCUUUCCAUCUCUGCUUCCAAAGUUUGGGCUUGAACGAGACCGCUUUAGUUUCCACCACAAAGACUUAAAAGCCACUGUGUUCACAGUUGGUCUCCACAAGGCCCAGGUUCCUUAUCUUUAGAUCUGUUGCACAAUUAUCAGAGUUUUUAAAAGUAAAGCACGUGGUCAAAUAUGAAACCUCCAUGUGUUUCCAGAAUUAUUCUUUCACCCAUCUUUGAACAUCCUGUUGAACUGGUAACUCGGAGAUCUUGCAAAUUCUGGCAGCCAGCUAAAGUCUUUUAAAAAAUCUUUAGAUUCUUUUGAGCCAGAAGAUGUCUUAGGAGCCUAUAAUAACCUGCUCACAUUUCUGUUAAGGUAGCUGAGGCAGAGGGACUUGCCCCAGAUCACACAGCUGGUCAAUGGCAGAGAGGGGAGCUGGCCCUCGCAGGUCGCUCUUAAAUCAUGUCACCAAGAUGAGAAGAGGCCAAGUGGGGAUGUUUGUUGGAAUGCCGUUGUUACUUAACUCCUCAGAUGCCAAAUGAGUGGAAGAAGAGGCAUAUGAGAGCUGGAUCAUCUUUCUAUUUAGGCUGUUGUGUGUGAAGGGAAGCUCUUGGCCCCUUUCAGAAAGUGCCCAGUAGUGGGGUCCUUUGGCUCUAAAGGAGCCUUCCCUGUAGUUUGUCACAUUUACCUGUUGAUAGUAGAGGGCAGCCCUCUCACGUACACCACAACCAAGGGCUUCUUUCUCUGUGAUUACUCUGCUCUCAGUCUGAUGAGAGCUCAGCAUCGUUGUGGAGGAAGCUUUAAAAAUUGCAGAGCAAUUUGCACAGAAAAAAACUUCUAAAGAAAACAAAAAUCUUCGCACAUUUAUCUCCCUCAUCCCCCAUCACCACCAAAUGUCCUGAAAAAGGCCAUGGUGGGCACUGAAGUCAGAUUUACUUACACUUGUUUCCCCUAAGUCUGAGCCUGUCUCUCCCUUCAAAGUCAUGUUAUGUCCUGGUGCUCACAAGCUACUUCAGGAAGCAUUAAGGUGGAUGGCCUUUGUUGCCAUGGUUGAGUAGAACACAUAGGAGUAAGGAAUGAUAUCCGAGCACAUUGUUCUGGCCUCAUAAGAUAGAGUCAGAAGGGACCUGAAAGGUUAUAUAUCCAGCUGUUUCAUUUGCUACAUGAGAAAGCGGGCUCAGAAAAGUGGUCAGGAGCAGAGACCAGAUUUGAACUUGGGCCUUGCGUCUUUACAUCAUUCCUUGCCUGGCUCUGUGCUGUUAGAAAUGUGCCCCCUUUUCCCUCUGCUCUUGAGAACACACUUUCCCUAGAUAAUUUCAUAAGUAAGUAAUGGCUAUGUUCACUUGCUUCCUUCUGUUUUAUUCUAGAGUUUUCUCACCAGAAGAGGUUUGCUUACCCUAUUAGGAAAAUAAAGCAGUGACUCUACUUCAGGGUGCACUGGGGAAAUGUUAUUAGCACCCUCUGUGUUCACAGCUCUGUAUUCACAGACAACUCAUUCAAGUAUUUCUUGAACAAAUUUAUCAAUGUAGACAUAAUCCAAUAUACCUUGAGCUCUCCCUCCUUAAUGAAUAAAUGUGAGCUGAAAAAGACCUUAGAAACCUUCCAGUUCAAUAUCUUCAUUUGGCAAAGGAGAAAAUAACUCUGGAGAACAGUGACUGCCCAGACAAUGUAACAUGGCGGUAAAUUGCCAAAGAUCCUGGUAGUAAAUUAUCUGACUACUCGACCUGGGGACUUGGAGCUGUCAAGUAAUGAUCCUGGGAAGUAAUUGUGGCCAGAAUUGUGGUUGGCAUGGGUGUGGCAUCUGCUUCUAAAUGAGUUGCUGUAACUAGAUUAAAACUUUCUUUUUUCAUUAAUAUUCCAAAAAGUGUGGGAGAGUUUAACUAGGAUGAAUAUUACACAUUCAAAAACAAGUCAGGAGGUUGGCACUCUCUCCAGAAGCAGACUCUGGGUGACCUGAAAAUUAGAACUAUAAACACCAAAUGAAUUUGGAGAGAAUUCACUGUAAAGUGUUUUGAACUUAAACUAUGAUUGGGUUACUAAAGUUCUGUUAUGACCACUUCUUCAGAAGCACUUUUGUUAUAUAAAAUAUAUACCUUUCAUAGUCAGUUGGUUCUCACCAAAGAAAAACUUUGGCAUUGUGGACUAAUAUAAAAGACCUUAAAAAUUAUUUAUGGCAAUAAACACAGAUUGAGAUGAAAUUAGAUUUAUUUGAAAAUCCAAACUCCAAAUAGUUCCAUAAAAUCUGCUACCUAAAGGGCCCUUCAAAUUCCAAAAUUAUAAUGUAUUUCAGGCAUAUACCUACGUAUAUAUUUGUAUAAUUUCUCAGGCAUUACCAUAACCAUUUUAAAAUUAGAUAUCCUUAGAAAGCUUUAAUAGAUUGUUUAAAACAGACUAGUAGUUGCGGCAUCUAUAAACCAAGAAAUAUUUCGAUAUGUUUGAGUCCUAAUCAGUAAACUGCUCAGUAGUAAUUUGUUUUCUCCCAGAUGGAACUGUAGAAAGUGACAUCAAAAGGAAGAAUUUCCAUAAAGUGUGUAUCAUUCCAUUAUCCAGUUGCAAUAUUUUGAUGCAAAGACAGCCUACUUGAACUUGUAUAGGAACUUGCUUUGUCAGAAAUGGGGAGAAAUCAUAAAGAUGAGUUACCUAAAGUAGCUUUCCACAUUGAACUCUUUGAAUGUAUUGAAGGAUCCCAUCAGAGACCCAUGUGGUUAGUUAAAUUUUAUGUAAAACCUGAAGUGCCGGGCCUGAAAAGAAACAUUACUAUUCAUUUACCUUGUACCUCUUCAGUAUAAGCCACUAUAAGAAUACAGCCAUGAAUCCCAUGGUCUCUGCCUUGAGAAACUUAAGAGAAAAAAAAAGAGUCAAGGUUAUGACAGUCAGAACGCAUAUAAUCAAAAUUCCACCGAAACUCAGGAAGCUUACAUCCAACCCCAAGAUGAUGGCACAAAGUGGGAAGCCAAAUAUUUCUGCUUAGUUUUCAUUGAAACUAAACAGCAACAUUAGUUUUCCAAAAGUCACAAUUUUGCCUUCUUAAUAUGUACUUUUCCUUACAACAUGUUUGAGAAGAAAAAGAUGGGUCAGGAGAACAAGAUAGCACGGUGCCUUCUAUUUGCAGAGCUCUGCAGUCUAUAACCAUGAUGUUCCUCAUACAAGCCCUGGGAACCAGGCCAAAUAGCUAUAUUCUCCCCAAAAUUGGGACUCAGAGUAACUUGACCAGAGUCACACACAGCUAGUAAGUGACCAGUCUAGUACUUAAGACCAGGUCUUCCGAUUCUCCUCAGUAUUUCCUCACCAGACCCCUUAUCCCACCCAACUUCCAAAAAAAUUAGAGUGCUUUGUCAAAAAAUUAUUAGCCAUUUCUGGGAAAUGCUAUUUUACAUUUGCUAUAUGUAUUCAUAGUAUAAUUUCUUAUGCAAAUCCAUACCAAGAGGCCUGUAGAAUUCAUACCACUAGUGCAUUUCUGAUUAAUAGACUUUUCACCCUUUGGUUGAUGAGCUGAUGAAGAGAUGAAAGGCAACCAAAAUAGAGUGAGAGGUAAAAAGAACUAACAAGUUCUGAGCCCCCUGUGGACCAAGAUGGUGCUUUAUUGUGUUUCCCUGAGCACCCUUAGGAGUUUGCUGGUAGACACUCCCAUCACAAGGACACCAACAGCUUCCUUUUUAGGGCUUCCUGUUAGAACACCUGCAAGAGCAUCGUGACAAAUAUGGAAAUAUGUUUAAAAGGAUUUUUAUAACUAUAUUAUAACAUUUAUAACCUGUAUCAGAUUGCUUGCUCUCUUGGGUAAAGGUGGGAGGUAAGGGAAGGAGGGAGAAAACUUUGGAACACAAAAUCUUACAAAAAUGUGUGUUGAAAACUAUCUUUACAUGUAUUUGGAAAAAUAAAAUGCUAUUGAGGGAAAAAAAAUAAAAUCAUGCAAGUAAGGAGGCACUUAUCACACAAGGGUUACUCCAUAGGUCUCCCUCAUAUUUGUCCUUUCCAUUGAAAGGCAAUGCGAUGGAUCCCCAUUUCCAAGUAGUUUGAGAGACCUUACAGAUUUCUUCUACACAGCACAAUUCAGGAGUCUGGCGUAGUUCAUUUGAGUCGCCACCCUCUUCGCAACGGCAUUGCUACCUGUUACUGCCAUAGCACAACACCCUUCUCCCAGACUACAAGUAGCUUUUAAAAUGCACCAUUUACCAGGAUCAUUUACCUGUUGACAUUGUCCUGGAUGCUUAGUCCCCUAAAAGGAACGUGCCAAGUCCACCGGGACGUGUCGGGCGCCAGUGGCAAAUGGCGCCAUUGCACUCCAUCACAAAUGAGGUCAAGGUUUCAGGAGUGUUUUUGUUGCUCAUAACUGCUGUUUAUGGUCUGGAAUCAAAGCCUGCCAAAAUACUCCCUUGAGACUUUCCAGUUCAAAUUUUCCCAUUAGUGCUUGACAGGUAUAACCCUUAUGCCAGCUCUAAAAAGUAAAAUCAUCAACUGUUGUAGCCAGCCACCCAGAAAGCCUGAGUGGCUUCCAGCAAAUUUGUAAUGCUACGCAUUCCCUCAUAUAUCUUGUUUUUAGCUGCAACAAAACAGUUUGCUUUUGUUCCCCUCCCCAUCUUUCAAAAUGCUGUUAAGAAAUUAAUGGUGUCUAAGGACUUAUGAUUUGACAUUUAAUUUCUAUAAAAAAUGUAAUGUUAGGAUUUACCAUCACAGAGGACAGGUCCGUUAGAAAUUGUAUAUGGUAUUCCACUAUCUGCUUUAAACCAUUUUAAAUAUGAGUAAAAAAUCCAAGUUUUGCUUUCCUAAUGGGGUAUCAAUUAGGGCAUCUGAACUAAUAUGAAAUAUUACUUUGUAGUAUUACAAACUUUGUAAAUAAAUACCCAUUAUUUUUUUAUGGAAAAUUUUAUAGAAGAGGCUAUUUCUGUACAUGCAACUAACCCCAUGUUUUCUGAAAGUGCUGCAAGGGGAGAGCAAACUUACGUCCUAUAGGACCGUGCCUUGCACAGGGUUGGCACUCGAGAACACAUUUGGUGACUAGUGCAAAAAUUGGAAUAUGGUUUCUCCAGUGAUUGAAAGUUAAUGGAGAAAGGACUACAUCAUAAUGUUCUAUGACCUGAAGAAAAAAAAUGUAUUGUAGAAAAAUAAAUGAUUUUAAGCAA
Antechinus flavipes (yellow-footed antechinus) is the source of this 9374-nucleotide messenger RNA. It is a transcript of the gene TFDP2, whose product is annotated as transcription factor Dp-2. Gene Ontology annotation, cellular component: transcription regulator complex; nucleus. The coding region runs from base 497 to 1657 and encodes 386 amino acids. Lineage: Eukaryota; Metazoa; Chordata; Mammalia; Dasyuromorphia; Dasyuridae. The record is from RefSeq and is a predicted model, not a curated record. Gene Ontology annotation, molecular function: DNA-binding transcription factor activity, RNA polymerase II-specific; RNA polymerase II transcription regulatory region sequence-specific DNA binding. Gene Ontology annotation, biological process: regulation of cell cycle; regulation of transcription by RNA polymerase II. The transcript is spliced from 12 exons.